GUCCCUCCACUCAUGAUCCCACUCAUGGCUGUGUUGACGGUUGGGUUAGGAUAGAUUUGGUUGCAGCAAUUGUGUUUACUGCCUGCAUUGGUGCAGAACAACAGAUGACCACGGUGCCUUGAGUUUUCCACCAGGAUCGAUCACAACUAGAAGAAGCAGUUUGUGGUCUAAUUUCUCCACGAUCAACCAUGGAGGCGAUGAUGAAUGCAGCCCUCGUGUCAAAUGGCUCGAGCGUGGCGAUGCCUAUGGCAGAGCAAGUCUGUGAUGUUCACUGCAGAGCAAUUCUGACAACAGUCUAUAGUGUGGUCUUAUUUGGAGGCACCGUUGGAACAGUUAUGAUGUCACACAUGAUGUUCAAGAGGAAUUGCCAAUCAAUGAUUGCCACGAUCAUCAUCAAUAUCAUUGUGCUGCACUCCCUCCUCCUGAUUAGUCUGCCAUUCCGCCUCAGCUACUACCUCUCAGCAGUCUGGAAGCUUGGCUCUUUUACCUGCCGAAUGGUUAGUGGCGUCAUAUAUGGUCAUAUGUACCUUACCUUCAUUUUUUAUGUGGCCAUUGUUACACUUCGGUUGCUCAUCUAUUUUAAGAAACUCCAAAUGCAACAGUUACAAAAGUUCCAUGCCGUGGCUCUAAGUAUUAUUAUUUGGAUGAUAGGAAGCUUCAUCUUCUUACCGAUAUUUUUUUUACAGUAUGGCACAGAUCCAAGUUACACAGAACAACAGCGGUGCUUUGAGUUUCAUAAAUCUCUCAACUCCAGGGACAUCAUCAUCAUAAACUAUUCUAUAAUUGUUAUUAUGAUGACAACAGUUCUGCUCCUCUUUCUGAUACAGCUGGCUAUCCUUCUUCGUUUGAUAAAAGCCUAUUGGCCUGAUAUGUGGGCCCAUCAAGAGUACAGAGCUCAAAUCAAGAGUUUUUUCUUCCUGUUGGUCAUAGUUGUCUGCUUUAUACCACACCAUGCGUUCAGGGUAUAUUUUAUUCAAAAUUUUCCAGAGGAAGAAAAUUCUAAGUUAAUACUGUACAAUGAAAUCUGUGUUGCUUUAACAGCUUUCUGCUGCCUGGAUAUGUUAUGUUUCAUAGGUGGUGUCAUCCAUUAGACCUUCCCAUGCUCUUUCUGUGAUUGGUUUAUAGGGCAUCAUGAUGAAAAAUACUUCAGUUGAAUGGAUGGAGUGCUGUUGUCAUAUUUAAAAUUUUCAAGCUCUCUGCUCCUGAACAUCAGACUUUUUUAUUUCUCUUAGCCACAACUAUUUUCUUACAAAAACUUAAUCAACCCUGAUAACCUAAUUUUCCUUCGAAAAUGCUUGUAGGCCCUAAAUGUAUCCCAGAAUAUGUUAGGUUUCUUAGCUGUACCAAACACACUAUUCCUUCCUCUUUUCAUUCACUAUUCACUUCAACCAAGCACACCUGUGAGUUCUCCCCAUACCCCUGAGGCUUUUAGUCUACCAUGUUUUCCUCUGAAUGUGUUUGUUCCCCCCAUUCCUGUCCACCAAAUUUUAGAUAACCUAUAGUUGCAAAUGGGGCUCUAAAAUAACCAUAAUCUAUUCAAAUUAAGAUUUCCUGCCAGUAGUGGCAUUGGGAGUAGAGUAUUACCUUGAGCAGAGAAGUCAAGAGUGUUAGAAGAAACUCUUCCAAGAGAUGGGGCAUCUAUGUGCUCCAUCCUGAUGAAGGCACAGAAGGGACUUGGAAGCCGGAUGUUACCUCCUGAUCUACCUUCAGUACAAAGCAGUGAAAGACAUUGGAAAUGACAAAAAAAUAAGACCAAACCAAACCA
This is a messenger RNA of Mus pahari (shrew mouse), 1765 nucleotides long. Its product is annotated as probable G-protein coupled receptor 141. NCBI's taxonomy places the organism in Eukaryota, Metazoa, Chordata, Mammalia, Rodentia, Muridae. The transcript is spliced from 2 exons. The record is from RefSeq and is a predicted model, not a curated record. Gene Ontology annotation, biological process: G protein-coupled receptor signaling pathway. Gene Ontology annotation, molecular function: oxysterol binding; G protein-coupled receptor activity. The coding region runs from base 189 to 1091 and encodes 300 amino acids. Gene Ontology annotation, cellular component: membrane.